AUGUCGAUAGUUGAAAAGGAUAAACGAGAUGAGAAUGAUGUAUCUUCAGCAGUUAGCUCUUACCAGGAUCUCAACAGCCCAAAAGAAAAAGAUGCGGUCAGCCAAAUGCUAGAAAGCCAGGAAUGCCUCUUAUCGGGUUCUGAAGUGGUCGAUAUUAACGAUGAAGACGUCAACGCUCUUCUUUUGCCGGAAGAUGAUAGCGCUCCCGCAAGUACAUUGAGAAUGUGGGUUAUUGCGUUUGGAAUCAGUGCUGUAAUUGCAGGUGUCGAUUCAUUCUUCUCUAUGAGGUAUCCUACAAUCAGCAUUGGGUCUAUUGUCUCACAGAUUAUUUCUUAUCCCUUGGGAGUUUUGUGGUCUUAUAUAGUCCCAGCAAUUUAUGUUCCUCUUCCUUUUGGGUUGGGGUUCAAUUUAAACCCAGGAAAGUUCAAUCGAAAGGAACAUGCCUGUAUUUAUUUAUUUUCAAAUCUAGUAAUAAGUGCUGGAUUAGUAAAUAACUUAGUAGUUGAACAGUUCAAGUUCUUCGAUAGAGACAUAGGAAUUGGGAGAAUGAUAUUGUUUAAUAUGAGCUGCUAUUUGAUAUCAUUUGGUUGGUGCGGACUUGCAAUGGACAUUUUGGUGACACCAAGUGAUCGUGUAUGGCCAGGUAUACUAAGUAACAUUGCUUUAUUUAAAGUAUUACAUUCUAAUAGCAAUCCUCCAGUGGGCAAGUGGAAAAUUUCAGGUUACAAAUUCUUCACUAUCAUAUUUGCGGGAUCUUUCGCAUGGUAUUGGCUUCCUGAUCUAUUAAUGCCUUUUUUGAGCACUCUCGGUGCCUGGAUAAGUUGGUGUAAGCCAUCCAGUGCUGCAUUGUCUCAGGUUUUCGGCGUCAAAACUGGACUUGGCUUAUUUCCUUUAACACUAGACUGGACCCAAAUAGCAUCUCUUAAUAAUCCUUUAACAACACCUUUCUGGUCCGUUGGUUGCAUAUUUUUAUCAUUUGUUUUCUGGAUAUGGAUUGUAAUGCCGGGAUUAUACUACCAGAAUCGCUGGCAAACAGCACAUUUUCCCAUUAUGACGAAUAAUAUAUAUGACACGAGUGGACAGGCUUACAAUGCAUCAAAAGUGGUUGACUCCAACUGGAAGUUAGAUGUCAAUAAGUUCAAAAAAUAUUCGCCCGUAAUGUUACCAAUUGCAUUUUUACUAAGUUUGGCACUCGGGUUGGCUGCGUUUUCAGCAAUGAUGGUGCAGUUUCUUUUAAGGUUUCGCUCGGAUGUAAUUGAGCCAAUCAGAAAGAGAAAUUCUCAGCCAGAUAGACAUAAUGCCAUCAUGUACAGAUAUAAGAAGUUUCAUUGGUCUUUGUAUCUGGCAGUCACGGCAAUUGGCUUGGGGCUAGGUUUCGCAUUUUGUGAGGGUUGGGAUGAUUCACAAAUUCGUGCUCCAGGAUUUAUUGUUUCGAUUGUUAUUGGGGCCGUACUUUAUCUUCCAUUAGCAUUGAUAGAAUCAAGGGCAAAUAUAACUGUCAGUUUACAAUCUUUUUUUGAAAUUAUUUCUGCUUUUUGGUUUAAAGGACAGCCAUUAACUUUGCUUUACUUUUAUUGUUUUGGUUUUGCAACAUUACAGCACUCCAUGCAUUCUGCACAAAGUGCAAAAGUUGGACAUUAUAUGAGAGUUCCGCCUAGGGUUACUAUGACUGUGUUGUUUUUUGCCGCUGUUUGGAGUUCAUUAGUGAGCCCUUCAGUUGCUGGUUAUGUUGUUAAUCAUAUUAAAGAUGUAUGUUCCACGAACGCGAAAAAUAACAUGGUUUGUAGAUCAACUAAAACUCAAUUUAAUACCCACUUAGUAUGGGGUUUGUUCGGAAAUAAGCUUUUCUCAGAUGGAGGUCGCUAUUCAUGGGUUUUGUACUUUUUUUUAGUAGGAGCACUCAUAAGCAUUGUUCAUUUUGCCAUACUUUAUUUUAGACCAAACAGUUUUGUUAAGCGACUCAGUCCUGUCUUAUUGGUAGCUGGUGCAUCAAAUAUUCCAUCGGUCACAGGGUUCAAUUUCUCAACUUGGUUCGUCGUUGCAGUAAUAUUUAAUUUCUACAUACGUCGCAGACACGUAGAUUGGUGGAGAAAAUAUAACUUGGUGAUGGCAAUUGGCAUAGACUGUGGGGUCGCAAUUGCAGCCAUUAUUAUCUAUUUUUGCGUGGUUUACACAGGGGCAUCUAGCCGUAUUCAGUGGUGGGGUACCGAAGUUGCUAGCAUAGGAUGUGAUUCCGAAGGUUGCCCACAUUUGACAGGUACAAUAUCAGCACCAACUGGUUACUAA
Priceomyces carsonii is the source of this 2286-nucleotide messenger RNA. RefSeq lists its product as uncharacterized. Gene Ontology annotation, cellular component: plasma membrane. Gene Ontology annotation, molecular function: oligopeptide transmembrane transporter activity. The transcript has a single exon. Lineage: Eukaryota; Fungi; Ascomycota; Pichiomycetes; Serinales; Debaryomycetaceae. Gene Ontology annotation, biological process: transmembrane transport. The record is from RefSeq and is a predicted model, not a curated record. Bases 1 to 2286 code for a protein of 761 amino acids.